This is a messenger RNA of Gavia stellata (red-throated loon), 1477 nucleotides long. It is a transcript of the gene DERA, whose product is annotated as deoxyribose-phosphate aldolase. Gene Ontology annotation, cellular component: cytoplasm. Gene Ontology annotation, molecular function: deoxyribose-phosphate aldolase activity. Gene Ontology annotation, biological process: carbohydrate catabolic process; deoxyribonucleotide catabolic process. The transcript has 9 exons. Lineage: Eukaryota; Metazoa; Chordata; Aves; Gaviiformes; Gaviidae. Bases 2 to 958 code for a protein of 318 amino acids. The record is from RefSeq and is a predicted model, not a curated record.
CAUGGCGUGCCGAAACCCGGGCACCGAGCUGGAACUUGGCUGGAUCUCAAAGGUGCAUGUGAAUCGACCUGCAGUUGUGAGGCAUGCAGAACGAAUUAAAAAAUGGAGAGCUGUGAAAGGUAAUUGGCAAGCUGCUUGGCUGCUGAAAGCCGUCACCUGCAUAGACCUUACCACUCUUUCAGGCGAUGAUACUCCUUCAAAUGUUCACAGACUGUGUUUUAAAGCAAAGCAUCCCAUCAGAGAGGAUCUGCUGAAAGCCUUGGAUAUGCAUGAUAAAGGUAUUACUGUCGGAGCGGUUUGUGUAUAUCCCGCAAGAGUCACCGAUGCUGUUAAUACCCUAAAGGCUGCUGGUUGUAACAUACCAGUAGCUUCAGUGGCUGCUGGGUUUCCAUCCGGACAAACUCCUCUAGAAACCAAACUGGCUGAAAUAAAGCUAGCUGUGGAAUACGGUGCCAGAGAGAUUGACAUUGUCAUUAGCAGGAGUCUGGUGCUGACAGGCCAGUGGGAAGGUCUCUACGAGGAGAUCCGUCAGUGCCGUGAGGCCUGUGGCGAAGCUCAUAUGAAAACAAUCUUGGCAACAGGUGAACUGGGGUCCCUUGCUAAUGUCUACAAAGCCAGUAUGAUAGCUAUGAUGGCAGGUUCUGAUUUUAUAAAGACGUCUACAGGAAAGGAGGUGGAAAAUGCAACCUUUCCAGUCGGAGUAGUCAUGAUGCGAGCCAUUAGAGAAUUCUACUGGCAAACUGGCCACAAGGUUGGAUUUAAACCUGCUGGGGGCAUUCGGACGGCAAAAGAAGCUAUUAUUUGGCUUAUGCUGGUGAAGGAGGAACUGGGAGUGGAAUGGCUAACACCGGAGCUCUUCCGCCUGGGUGCCAGUAGUUUGCUGGAAGACAUUGAGAAACAGAUUUUCUAUCAUGUGACUGGCUCUUAUGCACUUCAGCAUGACCUGGCAAUGGCUUAGACACAAAAUAAACUCAGGAUUACUUUUACAAAAGAGGUCUUUAAGCAAACAGCAUUCAGAAGUCUUCUGACAACCAACUGCAUAUCAUAGAAUUAAAGGCCUAAUUCUCCCUUUUUCAUAUUUUAUAGUAUUUAAAAAUAUGCUCAAGUCUGCUGGUUGUACUUGAUCCAAAAGCAGAAAAAAUGGUAAUUCUGAAAUAGUUAAAUAGUUAAUAUUUACAGAUUUGCAAAGUUAAUCUUGCAAAGUCUUCCUCAGACCAGCCUGAAAACCUUAUUAAUGGUAACAUUGAAAUACUAUGAAAAAGAUUUAGGUGGCCUGGUAACACUUUGCAGUUGCAGAAUAUGAAAUAUCUAUGGAAUAUUUCAGAUUGCUCAUUAAUAGCUACAGAUCUUGGAAUAGCUUUCUAUUCACCUCAGACAAAAUCUUCUGCCACAGAUGUGUUGCACUAUUAAUUGUUACGUUGAUUCGGUUUCAAGCAUUGUAACCUGAGAAAAUGAAACUUGGCUAUUACUUUCUUUU